This is a messenger RNA of Cephus cinctus (wheat stem sawfly), 1062 nucleotides long. Its product is annotated as P-granule-associated novel protein 1. The record is from RefSeq and is a predicted model, not a curated record. Bases 60 to 977 code for a protein of 305 amino acids. NCBI's taxonomy places the organism in Eukaryota, Metazoa, Arthropoda, Insecta, Hymenoptera, Cephidae. The transcript is spliced from 3 exons. Gene Ontology annotation, cellular component: extracellular matrix. Gene Ontology annotation, molecular function: protein binding.
GACGAAUUAUCAAGUGACAGUUUAUAAGGAGAAUCAAAGUCAGUAGCAAUUUGUUCAUCAUGCGUGUCGCCCUGAUAUUUGUGUUUCUCUGCAUUGUGAAUAAUUUGGGAAUAUCCCAAGGAUUUUGUUCUAACAAUAUAGGGGACCAUGAUUCUGGAUCAUGGUUAAAGUGCUCGAAUACGAAUAUUCAGGAGGCUCUAAGCGCAGGAAACCUUGCGUUCUCAGGCAUUGUGAUUUCACAUUCAAACAUUUCAACAAUCGGACCAUAUGCUUUCACGAAAUACGCCGGCACACUGAAAGAACUGAAUCUAUUGACAUGCGGUAUAUCCAGUGUGUCGCCAAAUGCGUUCAAGACAUUGUCACAACUGAGAAAAUUAAGUUUGGCUUAUAAUAAUAUUACCGUGGUCCACCCCGAGUGGUUUGACGAUUUGAUAUGGCUGGAGGACUUGGAUUUGUCAUUCAAUAAUAUAGGAACAAUCCCGUCGAAAGCAUUCGAAGGAAUGGCCAACGUUCGCAGCUUAUCUAUCAGACAUAAUAAAAUGACGUGCUUCAGAACUGCUGAUACGUUUGCAAAAAUGAAGUCUCUCAAGGAAAUUCAUAUUGAAGGGAAUCCCUGGGAAAUGAACUAUCGCGGAAAGAUGACAAGAUGGUUCCAUGACAAGAAAAUUAAUUACCACGUCAAUACUAAAACAAUGGAACAUAUCCUGGACGAAAUACUCUGGAUUUGUAGUAACAGGGAGUCUAACGUAUGUGGGAGUGAAAAUCAUGUCCGGGAUUGUUUUGCUAUUCUCUUAUUAAAUCAAUUAAGAUCAGCCGAGCGAACAUCAAAUAGUUAUGCACUUGUCGAAUCGAAAUGUAUCAGAGAACGAAACGAGUUUACAACGUGUGUUAGUCGCAGCACUGAUAACAAAGUUACCACAAAUGGUAAAGCAGUGAAAAUGCUUCUUUCUGGAUUAUGGGCAAUGAAAUCGUCGUAAUUGAUAUUAUGUAAAGCUAAUCAUUACAUAUAUUACAUGCUAUUGUACUAUUGAUACAAUAAAGAGACAUCAUAAGUCAAAAGAA